Zootermopsis nevadensis is the source of this 1869-nucleotide messenger RNA. Lineage: Eukaryota; Metazoa; Arthropoda; Insecta; Blattodea; Termopsidae. The record is from RefSeq and is a predicted model, not a curated record.
GUGUUUGGUUUCAGUAUCAGUCAGUCUGUACUUGACAAGUGCAGUAAAUUUACUCUGUGUUACUUAAGUAUCAAAAUGAGCGCAAGUGGAAAAGUUUCAGCAGUUUUAAGAAUAUGUUUCAUGACAUUUUGUAUUAAUAAGGUAAUAUAAAAUAAAUAAAUGGUAGUAAAUAAAGGGAUUUUUAAGUUUAUAAUUAAGUUCAAAUUGAAGUUGGUAAUAUGAAAUCUGUGGCUGUUCUCUGUAGAGGUUUUUAAGUGUUUCACUGUUUCAGUUGGCUACUGUGUUAUCUGACAGUCGAGCAGAGUUAUGCAGAAUGACAGGUGCAGUAGUUGUUUCAGUAGUGUCAAGUACUGGAACCAUGCAUCCUGUUGUCUCAGGAUUUAAGAAGAGAGCAGCACUGUAUGUCAGUUCUCUCGAUCAGGAGGAGUCUCCAUCUGUUCCAUAUGAAGAUGCCUUGCAAGAACAUGAAGAGGUGAAGAUCAAUGCAUUGAGUUGUGAUUCACUGAAUGAGCAGCUGACAAGCUGCAGGCAACGAGCUACAAAGCUGGAGCAGGAUAAGGAGCACUGGCGACUGGAGUAUCAACUACUGCAGCUUCUUCAUUGCAAAAAAGUGAAGGAUUUGGAAGGACAGAUACAGUCACUCAGUGGAAGCACCACGCCUCAUAGUGACGAUUCACAAGCCGAUAAACCACCACCUAUGGAUCCUGCAACUGUAACCAACCUUCUCGGUCGGCUGGAGACUCCACUUGGGUUCGCGGCCGAAGCAGAGGCUCGUGAACUGGAAGUGAAGAAUUACUUGACAGGUCGCAUUAACCAGUUGGUGGCAGCAUGUCAGAGUGCUGAAACCAGAGGUGGUACUCUUGCUGCAGAGUGCCAGGCAUUACAAAAUCGACUGGAAUUAUGCCUUCAAAAUAAAUUACAGGCAGAAACUAGUCUACAGCAAAUGCAAGAUCUUGGUACAAAGUUGCAGGAAGACCUGCAAAUUACCACACAAAACUAUGAGAUGCAGCUGAGUAUAAUGUCAGAGCAUCUAGCCAACAUGAAUGAUAAGCUGACGGUUCAGCGGGAUGAAAUUGAUCAACUGAAAUACCAGCUGACUAAUAAAUCUAGUCGGAAGGGUAGACAGAAAUAGAGAAGUUGAAGACAAACCAAAAGGAGUGUAUGUGACAUGCCCGUGAGAACAACUCAGGUAAAACAGUGGCUGCAGACAUUCCAAGAGUGGUGAAUGUGUGUCUUGAAUGUAAGUCUUGCUCUUGUAGAACGUGCGUUUACAUUACCAGCGAGAACUGUAAUAAUACAGAAAACUGACAUUGGCCCAUAUUGAACAGUUGUAAAUAAUUUAUCCAACAAUUCUAAAAAAAAAAUUUGGUCAUUUAAUCACAUACAACUUUCUGUAGCAUGAGCGUAGUUUAGGAUUGGUUUGAACAGCAUUUGAAAAAAUUUGAAGAGGCCUACAAAUUGAUAAAAGCUUUGAAAAGGUAGCAACUUAUUGUAAAUAGAAAAGCACAAAAGUGUUGUAAAACGAAAUCAUGCUGUUAUGCUGAAGUAUCCGUUAAAUGAACCAAGAAGACAAAUUAAGACAUACAAAAUACUUCAAAGAAUAAAAAGCCAGGUAUAUAUACAGCACUGUGAUAUAUUUAACCUUCCUUAUGAACAUGUUCAUUUUAAAUUCGUAGUAUCCACCUUAGAAUGCAAUGCAUUUAUGAUGUAAUGUUCAAAACUGUUCUUUGUUAAUCUCUUUAAUUUCACCUCGCAGCCUUAAUGUCCAUCUCAUUCAGUAGGAAAUGUCUGCUUCUGAGCUAGUUCUUCGUUUCUGGAAAAUAUAAAUGUUCUCUCUUCUCCAUUCAAUAAAAGCUCUGUUUGCUUGAA